This is a messenger RNA of Oryzias melastigma (Indian medaka), 4343 nucleotides long. It is a transcript of the gene pals2b, whose product is annotated as membrane protein, palmitoylated 6b (MAGUK p55 subfamily member 6). Lineage: Eukaryota; Metazoa; Chordata; Actinopteri; Beloniformes; Adrianichthyidae. The record is from RefSeq and is a predicted model, not a curated record. Gene Ontology annotation, molecular function: protein binding. Gene Ontology annotation, cellular component: cell-cell junction; plasma membrane. The coding region runs from base 1633 to 3363 and encodes 576 amino acids. The transcript is spliced from 12 exons.
UAUGAUUUCUGGGGUUAGGUGUGUAAAAGUUGUUGUUGGAGUUCAGAAAAACAAAAUUGUCACACUAUACUGAUGUCCGCACUUUCAUCGAUGCUUGCAAACAAAAAAUCGGCAAUGUAUUCAACCGACGGACGUUUCAGCAUCAGAUAAUGGUCAGAGUGGUGGAUCCUGUAAUCCCGUGCUUUUCACCGCCGGAUUAAAAUCCAGCUCCCAGAGAUGGGGGAGGGGUUGACUGGUAGGGUUAAGGAUGGGCUGGGCGGUGUGGAUUAAAGCUCGCAGAUCUCUUUGCACAGCUGUGUUGAUGUGGGAGGAGCUUGAUUGAUACUAAAGGGGGAGGGGCCUGUUUGAGAUUAUUGUCACUCUUGUUCCUCCAUAUCUGGCCUGUUUAUGGAGUCAAAGGAAUCAUAACAAGUAGUAACUGUUGAAUUUCACUGAAACAUUAUUUAUUGUACUGAUUUAGGGAGUUUUUAAAUUUAGUUCAUUAAACACUUUGAUUAAAACAUAAAACUUAGACGCAGAACAUCUGAGGUUUACAUCUCUGGGUUAAAACAUUCUUGUUUAGUCUUUCUCUUUACUUCCUUGGAAAAAAAAAUAUUUAUAUUCCAAGUGACUUUAUCUUACCAAGCAAGCAUUGGAGUUGAUGAACACAAAUAAAUAAUUGAUAAAAUAUGCAACAGUUUGUGCUCUCUUUAGUUACAACUGUCUUAAUUUUUACACUUUAGAUUUAUGGCCGUUUGUCUAUGAUAUUUAAGAGCAGUUUGAGCUCCGGCUCAAGUAAUAUCUGGAAAACAUGUUAAGAUCCUAAUGUAACAGACUAGUAAGAAACCAUGAUGAGAGGAGAACCGUUAGGAAAUAUCAAAGCAAAGACUUCCAUCAGACUCUCACCACAGGAGUCUGUAUUUAACCUGAAGCAGUUUGCUGUCAUGAAAAGUCAAAAAAUCUCAAGUAGAAUGAAUUUAAAUGAGAUCCAAAAGGGGGGAAAGCAUAAGAAUUUGGGGUCGAGCUGCCUUCAGUAACACUGAUGUAAGGUCACUUACGUAAGGACAACUUGAGCUGUUUGCCUCUGUCUAGACAACAGGGGUAACUUGACUUUGGGUGAAGCUGGGGAUACAAAAAAGAGGAGGGGUUUUCAAGCAAUCCCAGCAGGAGAGGAUUGUGGGAUUAUAUGUGUGAUCAACAAAAAAAAAUGAAGUGGGAGGGGGGGUAGUGUGGAAGGUAUUAAAGUCAGAGGGGAGGGAGGGGACAGAAAAGCAUUUGUGUAUGCAGUCUGGCUCUUCUGUUUCAUUUCACGCUUGUCCUUCAAGACUUAUUCAUACAUCUGUUUUUCUUUUUGCUUCCUUCCCUCAUCUUUUCUCUCCUGUUUCACUCACUUGUUUUAACAUCCUAUAAUCUCAAUCCCAUUCUUGUUUUUUUUUUAUUUCGAAUCCUUUGCACUUAGUUCUUUAUUCCUUUUUCUGGCAUAUCUCUUUUAUUUAUUUUCUCUCUCUUUUUUUUGUUGCUUUUUUUGGUUUUAAUCGCAUCAACUCUACCAGAACAGACGCGCCUAGCGGACGGAAGACAGUUGCUGCUGGUGGUGGUUUGCUAGUGGGUAGCCUUAGCAUACUUGUGGCAUCAGGGAGGAAGGAAGUGGUGAUGGUCACAACCAUGGACGAUCCUUGUCCCAAUGGGGCACAGGAGGAGGAAGAGGAGAUGAAGCCCACAGGACAGCCUGCCGUCAAGAGCCCCCCAACUGUGCAGUCCUCCCAGGGGACAGAUGGAGCUGUGCAGCAGGUGAUGGAUAACGCGGGUGAGCCGCCCACCUCCACGGCUGUGAAAGACAUUGACCUGCUCUUCCUGCGUGGCAUCAUGGAAAGCCCUACUGCUCAUGAGCAGAUGGAGGAAGUAAAGCUGGAAGCAGUGCAGGACAACAAUGUGGAGCUGGUGACAGAGAUCCUGGGUGACAUCGGCAACCUGAAGGUGAAAGACGACAGCGCAGCCGAGCUGUCCAGGAUCCUCCAGGAGCCACACUUUCAGUCCCUCAUGGAAGCUCAUGACAUUGUGGCCUCCAAAUGCUACGAAGUCCCUCCUCCCGCCGAGAUGGCCAAUGAUGCAGCAGUGAACAGCGCGCUCAUGCAGGCCGACGCGGUGCGCAUGAUCGGCAUCCGAAAGAAGGCCGGGGAGCCACUGGGCGUAACAUUUCGAGUGGAGAAAGACGAACUGGUCAUCGCCAGAAUCCUUCACGGGGGAAUGAUAGACAGGCAGGGCCUGCUGCACGUCGGAGACAUCAUUAAGGAAGUGAACGGGAAGGACGUCGGCAACAAUCCAACUGAGCUGCAGGAGAUGCUGAAAGACUGCAGUGGGGGCAUCACGCUGAAAAUUCUCCCGAGCUACAGAGACGCCCCUGCACCUCCACAGGUGUACGUGCGACCAUACUUCGAUUACGACCCAGCCAACGACAACCUGAUUCCCUGUCGCGAGGCUGGAAUGGCCUUCAAAAAAGGCGACAUCCUUCAGAUUGUCAACAGAGAAGAUCCUAACUGGUGGCAGGCCUGUCAUGUAGUGGGAGGUGCCACAGGACUGAUUCCCAGUCAGUUCUUGGAGGAGAAGAGGAAAGCGUUCGUCCCCAGAGACUUAGAUGGAUCAGGAAUCCUUUGUGGGACUUUAGCUGCAAAGAAGAAGAAGAAGAUGAUGUAUCUAACAGCGAAGAAUGCAGAAUUUGACAGACAUGAGCUUCAGAUUUAUGAGGAAGUAGCAAAAGUCCCGGCCUUCCAGAGGAAGACGCUGGUUCUGAUUGGAGCUCAGGGAGUGGGCCGACGUAGCCUGAAGAACCGGCUGAUGGUGCUCCACCCCACACGCUUUGGCACCACCAUACCAUACACCUCACGGAGGCCUCGUGACGAGGAGCUGGACGGAAACUCCUACCACUUUACCUCGAGGACGGAGAUGGAAGCGGAUGUGAAGGCUGGUCGCUUCCUGGAGCACGGAGAGUACGACGGAAACCUGUACGGGACAAAGAUUGAGUCCAUCCACGAGGUGGUCGCCAAAGGACGCACAUGCAUCCUGGACGUGAACCCGCAGGCUCUGAAGGUACUGAAGACGGCAGAGUUCAUGCCCUACGUGGUGUUCAUCGCAGCGCCAGAUUUUGACACCCUCAAAGCCAUGCACAAAGCUGUGGUGGACGCAGGCCUCACAACCAAGCAGCUCACAGAUGUGGAUCUACGGAAGACUGUGGACGAGAGCGCCCGCAUCCAGAGAGCUUACACCCACUACUUUGACCUGACCAUCAUCAACGACAACCUUGACAAGGCCUUUGAGACGCUACAGGCCGCUGUUGACAAACUCUGCUCCGAACCUCAGUGGGUCCCCGUCAAUUGGGUGUACUGAGGACCAGCGUCAGUGCUUCCAGGGUCUGAUCUGCAUGGGUCACAAUGACCCCACCCCUUCCAGUUUGACUCUGACCAAAUGAACCAUAAAGAAAAAGAGAAAACUAGAUACUACUGAAAAGAAAUCUUAUCGCUCCCAUCUCUUCCCAGGCCUACACACUGUGCAACUUCUUUUGUACUCACAUGAAAAGAGUGCUUAUUUAUUUUAUAGCUUUUUAUGAAAGAUCUUUCUAUUUGUUGUGGGAUUUCUUUGAAAAUGAAACAAAAAGAUGUACUUUGGUCACAUUUCUGGCUUAAUUUAUUGUUCCACGUCAUUCUGAUUUUUCUCAUUGUUUAGAUUUGUCGAUUUGCCUUUCAUCAAGCAGGAAUCAUGGUUGCUGCCAAAGCUGCAAAAUGAAGUAGCAGUAGCGCUACAUCAAUGCCAUCUCGGAACAACUCAUGCAGGCAUUUAGAUCUCACCUCAGUUCAGCUGAAUCCUCUCAGACGGACCUCAACCCUGUUCUGGAAAGCCAAGUUUUAUCCCGAAGAAAAUCAAAAACUUUUGUGUUUCACUCUGUUUUUGUUUUAUUGAAUCGUUGUAGUAGUUUGUCAUGUUUUGAACCACCCUGUCAGUGUUUCAUCCCUCAAGAUCUUUACGAUCCUCACCAGUCCAGAGUGUUUGCUUUUAGUGAAGGUGACACAAACCUCAACCUGUCCCUGUGUUGAGUAUUGCAGCACGCCAAAGUCACGGCUGAACCCCAAAAAUGGAAAGGAUGAGUCUAUAUGGAAACAGACAAACCUGAACUGAAAUGGAAACAUUUUUUGUCUCUGAUUUAGUUUUUGUGUUGCAGUUUUUGUUCUACAUCUGUUUUUUCACUUUGGGGAAAAAAGAAUCAUGAACUGUGGCAGACCUGCUGCCUGUUUCCACAUCAACCCUGUGUCCACAGAAUUGUUUUUACAUUUUUAUUAGUAAAACUAUAAUAAAGUUUAAUCAAACACAAA